Molecule: messenger RNA, 2565 nt
Organism: Orbicella faveolata
Lineage: Eukaryota; Metazoa; Cnidaria; Anthozoa; Scleractinia; Merulinidae
Source: RefSeq, a predicted model, not a curated record
UCAUGGGGCACAGGGAUGUGUUCUCUCUUAGAUCAUAAUCUCUUGCUUGUUUAUAUUCAAAGUAGUGACUUUCGCAGGUUAUUUUAACUUUUUUUGCUGAAGAAUGGCUUGAAACGGGAAUGUCGGCUCUUCAGGUUCUUUAUUGUUUCACUUCUAAAGACACCCGCGAAGGCAUCCCAUAAUGUCAACAAACUCCUGCUAAGUGACUAUCCGUGAAAUCUGAAACCGAAUUACCGGUUAUGGAUAACAAAGCUUUUGAUAGCUUUUGGAUCGAAGGCAUUUGACCAAACAAACCAAGUCAACACCAGUUAACAAGUGUUUCACGAUGGAUCUCUGCAAAACUCCUAACACCUGAAAGUUGGCACCUCGAGCUCCGUCUAGUUAUCACCGGUAGUUAACCUCAUGAAAGGUGCUAACCUCACCGGUUAUUUUAUCCAAGCCGGCAUACGUUGCAGGUAGGUAAUCUGAGAGUUUUUAAAAUUCCUUUGUUAAUAUCGGUAGUCUAACUGCUUAUGGCAUCCCGACCGGACGAACUCGGCCCACGAUUUAAAGACAAAAAUGCAUGGUCUGUUUUUCAUCAUUUUUGCUACCAUAACACGACGUUUAAACUUGGCACAAGUUGAGCAGAGCUUCAAUUCUUCAUUUAACAAGCAACCAGAAGAAAACCACGCGACAUUUGAGACUUCUAGGAAAAUUUCUGCUCUUAAUUCUACAAAACUUUAUGCUCUUAAACAUUCGAUGGAAAAGAACCCGUUUGGGAUCUGGUAUUAUAAAGAUAAAUUCAAGUCUUUGGAAGAUAUGUCUUUGUCUUCAGAGCUUUAUAAUAACCAGAUUGUUGAACGACAAACAACAAAAAGUCGUCUUCAAAAUGUUAUGACGAGAGUUUUACUCGGCCAAAACAUCGGCGUUGCAGUCAUGGGCGGAUCGAUCUCGGCUGGCGGUGGACUGAUCAGCGAUUACUCCGAUCUAAAAGGCAUCUACUACCGAGUGUUUAUCGAUUGGUGGCAGAAGGCGGUAAAACCGUUCACGGAAUCGAGCAUUAGACUUCGUAAUCUUGCUGUUGGAGGAACUGGUAGCAACUUUUUCUCUUUUUGUUACAAGACCUUAAUGAAAUCCGAAGACAACAUGGACAUCGUGUUCCUCGAGUUUUCAGUCAAUGAUUACAUGCUUUUUAAAGAUUCUCACUUUCCAAGGGCGUUCUCUCUGGAGGAACUUACAAGAGAACUAUUGAGUGAAGAACGUUUACCUGCUAUCAUGUUUGUAAACUUUAUUAAAGCGGAAAAUUUUGUUCCUGAGUGUAAUAAUCUGGAGAAUCACGGACAGACAAUGCUUGCCUGGCAUUAUGGAAUUACAAGCCUCAGCAUGCGUGAAUCACUAUGCCCAAACACGGGAAAUAAAAAAUGUCCUGCCAUGUUCUCAUCUGAUGGUCAACACGCCGGGAUUAUUCCACAUGCACAAAUCGCAAUGAUGAUCAUUGACAACGUCCGUAGCGCUUUGCUGGAGGCCAUAGAAAGUUCAAAACAAGGUUUUCAUCCUCUGUCUUCGCAUGACUUGCCGAGAGCUGUUUAUUGUAUGGAUAACCACACAAUUGUCCCAGACCCUCUUUGCUAUACUCUGAUCACACCAGAUGAAACUGAGAAGUUCUUUGAUCCUUCGCUUUCUGUCAGAGAAAUCCAAAAUGAAGGAUUUAAGCUAGUUCAAGGCGUGUCUAUUGGCGUUAGAAAAGCGUUUUCGAGACGAUAUAACUCGGGACCCUCAAGGACCGAUGGUUUUGGCGGAUGGGAGGCAGAGAAAGAAAAUUCUACUUUGAAAUUAAAAAUUGAUUUACCACAAAAAAGGAUUUUGGGAGGCAAUGUUAACCGAAAGGUUGCUAUAGUGUUCCGUACGAACGGCUAUGGUGGAAAAGCAAAGGUUUGGUUAGAGAAUUACAAACCUGAAAUAGUUGUCGAUGCAUAUUCUCCAUUCGGAUUCACAAGACUCGUCACCGUGACACGUCACGUGACACCUGGAAGUCACGUGUUAACCGUCAAAGUGGUAAAAGCAGGGAAAUUUUUCUUGUGUGGUGUUAUGGCUGCAGGGAAGUCUGUGUUAUAGUUGCGAACUAGGAAUGGCGGGUUAUAGAACUUACCUUUUUAACCCAUUUGUAUCUGUAGUGUUCACACCUUCUGUUGUCCAUGGCAGGGAUAUUUGAAUACGUCGUCAAAUAUCUGUGUUUUCGCAAAAAAGCAUCCUACACUGUGCUGAUCGCUGUGCGGUUAAAAGUCUCCGUGUUACAGAACAGUGUAAGUUUAAUUUGAAUUAAGAAAAACUACAGUGCUGUCCCCAUUUUUUGUGUUAUAAAUGCAACCAAUUUAUCUAAUGUGGAUUCGGUAGAAACACGACUUUAAACCAAUCAGCGUGCGUAUUAUCUUCGGGCUAUUUAGUCCUAAGAAAAUACGCUGAUUGGUUUCUCUGACUCGGUAGAAACACAGAACUAGCACGAGCAGGUGACGUGAUGAUGGCGGGAGCAAAGAGAAUUUACAUUUUGAUAAUCUAUCGAGUUAUAGAAACACUCGUGAAAGUUUG